CGUUCUCGAGAAAUUACCAUCUUUUUUGCUAAAAGAGCAGCCUCCGCAUUCUACAACACCUUCAGUCUACGAACCCUCUAGAAAAAAGCGCCCGCGUCAACCGCAGCAGCACCCACCCACCCAAGAGGCUCAGAGAGCGCGCGCAAAGGAGGAAAGAGAAAAACGGACACACAGAGAGAGAGAAACUCCACCCCCGGCGGCCUAUGAGCGUGUGCCUUUGGCGUGGGCGGGAUUCCCGGCAUUCGGGACUCGGGAGUUUGUCCGGGGAGCUGGUCCUUGCUGGAGCCCUUUGGCUCUGCCCCAGAACCAGUUACCAGCGCCGUCCUCCUUGUCUCUGGCGCCUUCGGCAUGGAUGCAGCAGGGCCGCAGGAGAAAGAAGAGCUGGAUGAGGCGCUGCUGGAAGAGCUGAUGGAGAGGAGCUUCUUUGCUGAUCCGGCUCCGCUAGAGAGGUUUCCAAAGAGAAUAGUUGGCUUCCCUGAUACAGUGCUCAACAAUGGUUUGAACAAUAGAUACUGCGUCUUACAAGUUCAGGAAAAAGGCGAUCUUGAGAAACAUCUGAUAAUCACAGCUUCUUCUUCACUUGAUGAUUGGGAUACAGAACUGUGCAUUUUAAGGAAUGACUGGAUUUCUGUUCCAGUGCAGCCUGGAGACAUCAUUCAUCUAGAAGGAGAGUGCAACUCUGGUAUAUGGAUAAUAGAUGCAGAUGUAGGAUACUUAAUUCUCUAUCCAGAUGUGUUGCUUUCUGGUACCACUGUAUCAAAUAGCAUUCGGUGUAUGAGGAAGGCUGUACUGAGUGAAAAGUUCAAGAGAUGCGAGUCUGGUUCACAUCAAAUGCUAAUUGGUACAAUCCUACAUGAAAUUUUCCAGAAAGCAGGAACAAAUUUUACACACAAGAAACUGCAAGAAAUUGCUACCUCAGUUAUUCAUGGUUCAAAGUAUUUAAAGGAGAUGUACCAGUUAAAUCUGAAACAAAAUGAUAUAAUGCAAGGGGUAGAGGAAUAUCUUCCAUCAUUUACUAAAUGGGCAGAAGACUUCAUGUAUAAACACAGCCAAGUGAACCAACAUAACAUGCAACUAAAAUUGCCGGGAGAUAAUGGAGAAGAAUCCUUUUGCAGUGUCAAAGUUAAAGAAAUCCUAGAUGUUGAGGAGAACAUCUGGUGUCCGAGGUUCGGCUUAAAGGGCAAGAUUGAUGUUACAGCCAGUGUAACAAUUCACCGCAGAUCUAGAACCCAAUCCAGGAUAAUGCCACUGGAGCUUAAAAGUGGCAAAGAAACUAAUUCCAUAGAGCACCGAAGCCAGGUAGUCUUGUACACACUAAUGUGCCAGGAAAGGCAUGUAGAUCCCGAAGCUGGAUUCCUCCUCUAUCUUAAAACUGGUAAUAUGUUUCCUGUUCCUGGCAAUCAUAUGGAUAGGAGAGAACUAAUUAAACUAAGAAAUCAGUUGGCCUACUAUUUGCUUCACAGUCUACAUAUAUCUGAGAUGGCAAAUAAGCAGACAGAACCUGCACCUUUGCCUCCUUUGAUUAAUGACAGUCAGACUUGCAGUUACUGCUCCCAGAAACAGAACUGCAUGCUUUAUAGAAGGGCUGUAGAGCAGCAGAUAAAUAUCUCAAUUCCUCCGGAUGUGGAUGCUGCUGUUGCAAAAGAAACCCAGCAUUUGAAACCCACACAUUUGGACUAUUUCCGCCUCUGGUAUUUGAUGCUAACCUUGGAGUCUCAAUACAAAGAUGGGAAGAAGGGGUGUAGGAACAUAUGGAUGAUACCUGCUGCAGAAAGAGAGAAACAGGGAGACUGCGUUGGAAAUCUGAUCAAACUGGAAGGUGUACAGGUGGUGUCUGAUGGACAAUAUUUACACUGGUUCCAGCGUAAGAACGAUUCUAUGCCUGUAACAAUCCUGAUGGUAGGAGACAGAGUUGUUGUGAGUGGUGAAGACAACACUUUGCUUGGCUUGUCUACUGGCUAUGUUCACGAGGUCAACAGAACCAAAAUCUCUUGCUUAUUGGAUAGGAAUUUGUCACAGCUCCCCAAGGACACUGUAUUUAGGCUAGAUCACGAAGAAGGAGCUUUUGGUAUAGAUGCCCCCUUAGGAAACCUUUCUAAGCUGAUGGAGAAUUCUCCUACCAGUGAAAAGCUUCGUAAUCUGAUAAUAGAAUUUCACAAACCACGAUUCAUCCAGCACUUAAGCUCUGUCCUUCCUUCAGAAGCAAAAGAUACUGUUGCAAACAUUUUAAAAGGUCUGAAUAAACCUCAGAAACAAGCAAUGAAACAAGUGCUGCUUUCAAAGGAUUACACACUCAUUGUUGGGAUGCCUGGAACAGGAAAGACGACUACAAUAUGUGCUCUGGUCCGUAUACUAUAUGCUUGCGGCUUCAGUGUUCUCUUAACUAGCUUUACUCAUACAGCAGUUGACAACAUCCUUUUGAAGCUAGCAAAGUUCAAAGUAGGUUUUUUGCGACUGGGCAGAGCUCAGAAGGUUCAUCCAGACUUACGGAAGUUUACAGAAGAAGAAAUCUGCAGAUCCAAAUGUAUUAAAACUGUAACUCAACUGGAAGAGCUGUAUCAUAGUCAGCCUGUAGUUGCAACAACAUGCAUGGGAAUAAAUCACCCAAUUUUCAGCCGUAAACUAUUUGACUUCUGCAUAGUGGAUGAGGCUUCUCAAAUUAGCCAGCCCGUCUGCCUGGGUCCACUCUUCUAUUCACAUAGGUUUGUGCUGGUAGGGGAUCAUCAUCAGCUGCCUCCACUUGUGCAAAAUAUAGAAGCAAGAAAUCUUGGCAUGAGUGAAAGCUUAUUCAAGAGACUGGAACAAAAUGAGAAUGCUGUUGUUCAGCUUACUGUGCAGUACCGUAUGAACAGUAAAAUUAUGUCGCUGAGUAACAAGCUGGUGUAUGAUGGCAAAUUGGAAUGUGGCUGUGAGAGAGUGUCGAAAGCAGUUGUUGAAUUACCAUAUUUAGAAAAAUUGAAAUUGGAGUGGGAAUAUUAUUCAGAAGCAUGGCUAAAGGAAAUGCUUGAUCCAAACAACCCGGUUUGUUUUCUUAACACAGAGAAGGUUCCAGCACCAGAACAUGCAGAAAAAGGUGGUGUAAGUAACAUGUCAGAAGCCAGGCUGGUACUGUUCCUGACAUCCAUGUUUAUCAAGGCUGGAUGCAGGCCAUCAGAUAUUGGGAUCAUAUCUCCAUACAGACAUCAAUUAAAGAUAAUUACUGACUUGAUGACAGGUUCAUGCAUCAAUAAAGUAGAAGUAAAUACAGUGGACAAGUACCAAGGAAGAGACAAAAGUAUUAUCAUAGUGUCUUUUGCAAGGAAUAGUGGUGAAGAACAUCUCGGAGAACUUCUGAUGGACUGGAGGCGCCUUAAUGUUGCCAUUACAAGAGCCAAACACAAAUUAAUCAUGCUGGGCUGUGUGCCAUUUCUUUGUCAUUACCCUCCUUUAAAGAGGUUACUUUGUCAUUUGAAGAAUGAAGCUAUGAUUUUCAGUAUUCCAUUAGGAGCCUAUGAAAAUAUCUUUUGCUGUAACCUGCUGUGACAAAAGGGAAGGACAUCAAGGGCUAAAUCUUCAUUCCUGUGCUGCUGAAUUAAUUACACUGCAAGUUUUAAGGCAACAUAUUAACAAUGGGCUUAAUUUCAGUCCAGAUUUUUUUUUUUUUUUUUGAAAUACCAGUGACUCAGCAUACCUCUUACAAAACUGGACAUCUUAAAACCAGGAUCUUGAUAACUACUAUAUUGGCACCUCGAAUCCUAUAUUUAAAGUUUUCAAUAGCUGCUUUUUAUUCCAUUCUGGCAAGUUAAACUAGAGUGUGCACAAAGAUUUUAAGUUAAACCCUUCUGAAUACCUAUGCGUUUCAUUCACUCACUGAUAUUGAUUGCAUUUCGGAAUGCCCCAUGUAUGGGAAAAGAAUGAUAGCUUGGAUAAGAUUGAGUGAACAGUUGUCUUUUAUAUGUUCUGGUUUUGUAGGGGAGAUGUGGGAUCAUUUAAUGUGUGUAUAUGAUGCUCCAAUUUUUGAUAUAAGAUGUUAACCCAUUGUAAAAACAUGAAAUACGGAAGUCCAAAGAAGCUACUCUGAAGAACUACUACCUCAUGAUUGAUACUUUUUAUUUAUUAAUUUGGAAAUAUAUUUGUACAUAUUGUAUUGGUACUAUUGACUACUUUUGCUACUUAGUUCUCAUUUAAAUAAUGGAAUCUUUCCUGUUAUGGAUAAAUGUUGUUCCCCCUGUUGUGCUGUUCCCCCCCCCCCGUGUGUGUGUGUGUGUGUGUCACACACAGCUUGAAAGUCUCAUUUUUUAUAGUUUGUGUAAUAAAAUAAACUUGAUAUACA
Hemicordylus capensis (graceful crag lizard) is the source of this 4312-nucleotide messenger RNA. It is a transcript of the gene DNA2, whose product is annotated as DNA replication helicase/nuclease 2. Gene Ontology annotation, biological process: replication fork reversal. The transcript has 21 exons. Gene Ontology annotation, cellular component: cytoplasm. Lineage: Eukaryota; Metazoa; Chordata; Lepidosauria; Squamata; Cordylidae. The record is from RefSeq and is a predicted model, not a curated record. Gene Ontology annotation, molecular function: single-stranded DNA helicase activity; 5'-flap endonuclease activity. Bases 349 to 3522 code for a protein of 1057 amino acids.